CUGCUGAGCAACAACAGUUUCUGUGACACUGGCCGACAUGGGGUCAAAAAGUAUACGGGACAUCGACAAAACGCAAAUUAUACGGGACUUCGACAAUAUUUUCUUGGCACAAAAAUUACACAUUGAUAUCAACAUCAUUCUAGCAACUGGCAUGCUAAUCACUGGCUCGAUCAAUACUUUAUCUAAGAAAGCACAGAAUGACUGCACAGUGGGAUAUAACAACAGUCAUGGGGCGCCACCUCACAAAUUUGAUCAUCCUUGGUUUCAAACCCUUGUCAUGUUUACUGGAGAGUCUUUAUGCCUUAUUGGCUUUGCUAUUCAGCGGAUAAGAGAAAAUCGAAAAUUGCAGAUUUCAAGAGAAGAAGAAUUUACAGCUUGGAAUACAAACAGAGAAUACAUUCAUUAUAAAAAGCCACCGGUAUGUCAUUGGAUUUUUAUUUUACCAACUCUCUGUGAUUUGACAGGAACAACUUUGGCUGGUGCCUAUAAACUUGUUCUGUACCGAAACGUAAUGUACUGUUUUGCUUGUUCUUUUUAUUUCAAAGGAAUUGGCCUUGUCAUUGUCAAUGCUUCAGUGUGGCAAAUGCUGAGGGGCUCCAUCAUUGUAUUUACUGGCAUUCUGUCUGUUUUGUUUUUAAAGAGAAAAUUGAAGUGCUUUCAUUGGGUGGGAAUACUAUUAGUAGUGUUUGGACUGUGUGUUGUUGGACUAUCAGACGUGUUUGGUCAGGAUCAGUCACAUAGUGGUUGGCGUGUUAUAGUGGGUAUCAUAUUGAUUGUGGCUGGUCAGCUUGCUAGUGCUGCUCAGAUGGUAGUUGAAGAGUCGUUCUUAAAGAAAAGGCGAUUCGCUCCACUACAAGUAGUUGGAAUGGAAGGCCUUUUUGGAGUUAUUCUAACUGCAGGAGUUGUACUGCCCAUUCUCUAUCAUAUUAAUGUUAAUGGAAAGCCAUACGAAGAUGGACUUGAUGCCAUUUACCAAAUUAUGAAUAAUUGGGUUCUUCUGGGAAUGACAUGUAUAUUUCUGUGUUUUCAGUGUGUUCUUUUCACUACUGAUGUUCAUAUGUUUAUAGUGCUCUACUUGACUUCAAUAAUAUUCUAUAAUUAUUGUGGAUUGGCAGUCACAAAGUCACUGACAGCUGUUCAUCGGACUCUAAUUGAUGCAUUGAGAACAAUAGUCAUUUGGGUCGUAGAACUGGUGAUCUAUUAUGCUGGAGCUGAGAGCUUUGGAGAAGGAUUUAGUUGGUGGAGCUUUGUUCAAUUGGACGGCUUUGUGUUUUUGCUCAUGGGCACAUUGCUUUACUAUGAGAUUGUUGAGGUACAGUGCCUUGGAGCAAGCAAGACAACGCUUGAAAGGUUCUUUGAGAAAAGCAAAACUGGUGAAAACAGUGACAGCGUUACUUUGCUUGGAGACAAAAGCGAAGAUGAUGGAAAUGACGAAUACGGAAACAGUGAGAUUACCACAUAACGGUCAAACAAUAUGAUGGCAAGUCACUAAAGGAUGUCUCUAUUGUGUACCAGGACACAAUGGUCCAUAAUAAAGUAACACUCACAUGAGAUUUUGAGAGGUUGAUAUCAACCUUAAUUAGAGUAUGUAAUAAAACAUACACUUGGUUGU
This is a messenger RNA of Corticium candelabrum, 1612 nucleotides long. Its product is annotated as solute carrier family 35 member F6-like. Gene Ontology annotation, molecular function: transmembrane transporter activity. NCBI's taxonomy places the organism in Eukaryota, Metazoa, Porifera, Homoscleromorpha, Homosclerophorida, Plakinidae. The record is from RefSeq and is a predicted model, not a curated record. The transcript has 16 exons. Gene Ontology annotation, biological process: transmembrane transport. Gene Ontology annotation, cellular component: membrane; intracellular membrane-bounded organelle. Bases 38 to 1462 code for a protein of 474 amino acids.